AUGGACCCUCCACUUCUUACUGAGAUUAAUGUCAUUUCACUUAAUUGUUGGGGACUGAAAUAUAUCUCCAAGUUUCGUCAAGAACGCAUGCUAGAAAUUGGGAAACGCAUCGCUGCCGCAGAUCCAGCUCCACAAAUCGUCGGCUUGCAAGAAUGCUGGACGCAACAUGACUAUAAGGCAAUUCGUGCGGAAACGAAACAUAUACUGCCGUAUGGGAAGUUCUAUUACAGCGGUAUUUUCGGCGGUGGACUAGCAAUAUUGUCGAAAUGGCCCAUCGAAGAGAGUAACAUGUUCCGGUACCCUUUGAAUGGCCGGCCAACUGCUUUCUUCCGAGGCGACUGGUAUGUUGGAAAAGGAGUCGCAUCUGCGAGAAUCAGGUACGGAUCUGGUGAGAAGGAUGUGAUCGAGGUCUUCACUACGCAUCUCCACGCACCUUAUGAACGAGAACCCCACGAUUCAUACAUCUGCCAUCGAACGGCACAAGCAUGGGAAAUAGCAAAGCUGAUGAGAGGGGCUGCUGAGAGAGGUCACCUCGUCCUUGGAUUGGGAGACUUCAACAUGAUCCCACAAUCCCUCGCACAUCGUCUGAUCAGCACUCACUCUCCAGUGAAGGAUGUCUGGCUACUACUUCACCCGGAUUCCUCGGUUGGGGCAGCGGUAGAUCCAGUAGAGAAGGCACGCCGACGACCUAUACCUACAGCCGACAUCAAUAUCCACGAGAACGGAGCUACUUGCGACAGCGUCCUCAACACUUGGAGAUGGAACAAAGGGCAGCAAAAACGCCUGGGACCGAAUAAGCCUGCGAUUGAUGUUCCAAUGGAUAGGAUAGAUCCACGGGCAAAGCGUCUAGACUACAUAUUUGCUAGCACGGGCUUCGACGCAUCUCGUCCCGAUCGAGGAGGCUGGAUCAUCCAGGACGUCAAAGUAGGCAUGCUGAUGCGACACCCUGAGCUACAAUGCUCACUCAGCGACCACUUCUCCGUCGAAGCAAAACUCGUGCACUCCCGUGCCCUCCAAACGGAUACUGACAAGGACGAGGAUAUUGCGGUAGCAGAUGGUGUCUACUUACAAUCACCAGCUACAAGCGAGUUCCGUCGCUCAUAUCAUUCUCAAUUCCGCAGAGCUUCGAAUACACAUCUUCCAGUCCAGACAUACGAUGAGAUCCUCGCUAUGGUUCACAAAUAUAAUGGUCGCGAACGAAAGCAGAGACGUUGGCGACUCGCCCACUUUGUUGGGCAAGUAGUAAUCAGUAUUGGAUGCUUGAUAGCCGUGUGGUGGAGUCCAAGGAACUUUGUAGCAUUCUUGUUGAUGCUAUUAAGUACUUUGGGACUAGGUGCAGGUGUCAUCGAUGGAUUGAUUGGGGGUUUGUUUGUGGGGAGUGAGAUCAGGGCCCUGAAGGAGUUCGAGUGGGAGAUUAGCAAUGCGAGGAUGGCAGCUGGUGGGGAACCAUUUGCCAUGAGUGAAGAAGGUAUCAAGGAUUGGUAG
This is a messenger RNA of Mollisia scopiformis, 1485 nucleotides long. Its product is annotated as DNase I-like protein. The record is from RefSeq and is a predicted model, not a curated record. Bases 1 to 1485 code for a protein of 494 amino acids. Gene Ontology annotation, molecular function: sphingomyelin phosphodiesterase activity. NCBI's taxonomy places the organism in Eukaryota, Fungi, Ascomycota, Leotiomycetes, Helotiales, Mollisiaceae. Gene Ontology annotation, cellular component: cytoplasm. The transcript is spliced from 2 exons.